UGUCCAGAAUUGUAUCCAUCAUAUUCUUGAGGUUCAUGACACAUCCUCACAAUUGGCUCAUAUACUGACUCAAAUAUUGUUGACUCAUAAAAAUUCAGGUUUUGUCUUCUCCUGAGAAACUGAAGGAUCCGACAACACUGGUUCUAUUUCCCUGCAGGGCAACCAUUAGCAGCUGCUCAGAGUGCUGUCCCUCUUUAUACCGAUCUCUGUUGUCUCCUGACCAAGAGGCUUCAUGUCAGUUGAUGUACAUCAUUGGACAUGAACUGUUACUUUUCUAAUAAAAUGGAGAGAGCUGUUUUAUUGCAUCUAUACCAUCCAUUUACAUUACCUGCCUGGCAAGUGUCAUUUGAGUUUGAGAACUCUGCUCUGCUGGGCAACCCUUUUGACACCCCUAAUAAUAGUUACCAUUCACUGAGCCCUUAUUAUACGCAAGCACAAAACUAACAAUUUUUGACCCAUUAUCUCUUUGAUCUCUAUAAAGCUCUAUGAGGUAAGUCUGAGCUGUCAUCUCCAUUUGACAAGCGUGGAAACUGAAGCUCACAGAGGCAGGUAAUUUGUGCAAGAUUACAAAACUUCUAAGUGGUGAUACUGAGACUCAAACUUUGAAUUCAAACCUUGGAUUCAAAGCCUAAAUCCAAAGCUAGGGUUUAAACAUUUUUUUUUUAAAUUAUGCUGCUUCCCAGCCAAUCAUCUUUUAAUAAUAGAACUGCUGCUACCAUAUGGGGUUUCUCCCCCAUGUCUGGUCCAUGUGGUACUGAAUAUCAGGAAGACCCUCUUCCUGGUAUUCAGUGCCAACCCAGAGCUGUUGCUUUGUUGGAGAGGGAGGACAGGUGGUUCUGAGGUCACUAUGACUCUCAUAAAUUACUGAUGCUGGCACUGGGAUGUGUGUGUGUGUGUGUGUGUGUGUGUGUGUGUGUGUGUGUGUGUAUGUAGCUGGGCUGUCUCAGUGCUAUCCACAGGGAAGCUCCUAUAAAGGGCUCCAUCUCUGGCCUCACAACUAUCAGAUCAUUGAGAUGUGGAAGCUGUUGCUGUGGGUUGGUGAGUAUGGCAGGUCCCAGCAGUGUCACUCAGUCCAGGAGGUGCCAGGCUUUAGGAGUUUGUCAUCUCUUUCGUUCCUGAGAGAGCAGCCUGAGACUCAGGGGACCUGGAUUAGAUAGAGAUGGGAUGGGCUAUAGUGAACGGUCAGAGGGCAGAGGGCCGCAGGGAGAAAUGGUCAGAGCAGUGGUUCUCAAACCUGGUGGCACAUUAGAAAUUUUAAAUGCUCGAGUUCCACCUUGGACCAGUUCCAUCAGAAUCUCUGCAUGACCAGCCAGGAUAUCAGUACUUCUUAAUUUGCAGUCAGGGUUGAGAACCACUAGCCUCAAGCUUUUUCUGGGACUUCUAACACUCAUCGUUGUCCCUGAGCAAAGCAUGAGCAUAUACAUGUGUUUAUCAGAAGAAAAGGAACUUCUAUCUAGCUCCACUGGUCCAACUUCAGAGACUAGGAAAUGAAUGAAUGGUGUGUGUGUCCCCAUUUGUACAUCUGCAUCUGCGUAAGGUGCUGUGUUGGCGGGCGCCCUUGCUAACCAGAGGGUGUGCUGUGGCAUGCCACUCUGGGGAGGGUGUGAAUCUCUGUGUGACUCCUCCCUUUGUUUCCCACAGGGCUGGUUCUUGUGCUGAAACACCACGAUGGUGCUGCCCAUAAACUGGUGUGUUAUUUCACCAACUGGGCACACAGUCGGCCAGGCCCCGCCUCGAUCUUGCCCCAUGACCUGGACCCCUUUCUCUGCACCCACCUGAUAUUUGCCUUUGCCUCAAUGAACAACAAUCAGAUUGUUGCUAAGGAUCUCCAGGAUGAGAAAAUUCUCUACCCAGAGUUCAACAAACUAAAGGAGAGGAACAGAGAGCUGAAAACACUGCUGUCCAUUGGUGGGUGGAACUUUGGCACCUCAAGGUUCACCACUAUGUUGUCCACAUUUGCCAACCGUGAAAAGUUUAUUGCUUCAGUUAUAUCCCUUCUGAGGACACAUGACUUUGAUGGUCUUGAUCUUUUCUUCUUAUAUCCUGGACUAAGAGGCAGCCCCAUGCAUGACCGGUGGACUUUUCUCUUCUUAAUUGAAGAGCUCCUGUUUGCCUUCCGGAAGGAGGCACUGCUUACCAUGCGCCCAAGGCUGCUGCUGUCUGCUGCUGUUUCUGGGGUCCCACACAUCGUCCAAACAUCCUAUGAUGUGCGCUUUCUAGGAAGACUCCUGGAUUUCAUCAAUGUCUUGUCUUAUGACUUACAUGGAAGUUGGGAAAGGUUCACAGGACAUAAUAGCCCCCUAUUCUCUCUGCCUGAAGACCCCAAAUCUUCGGCAUAUGCUAUGAAUUAUUGGAGAAAGCUUGGGGCACCCUCAGAGAAGCUCAUCAUGGGGAUCCCCACCUAUGGACGCACCUUUCGCCUCCUCAAAGCCUCUAAGAAUGGGUUGCAAGCCAGAGCGAUUGGACCAGCAUCUCCAGGGAAGUACACCAAGCAAGCAGGCUUCUUGGCUUAUUUUGAGAUUUGUUCCUUUGUCUGGGGAGCGAAGAAGCACUGGAUUGAUUAUCAGUAUGUCCCAUAUGCCAACAAGGGGAAAGAGUGGGUUGGCUAUGAUGAUGCCAUCAGCUUCAGUUACAAGGCAUGGUUUAUAAGGCGAGAGCAUUUUGGGGGGGCCAUGGUGUGGACAUUGGACAUGGAUGACGUCAGGGGCACUUUCUGUGGUACUGGCCCUUUCCCCCUUGUCUACGUAUUGAAUGAUAUCCUGGUGCGGGCUGAGUUCAGUUCAACUUCUUUACCACAAUUUUGGCUGUCAUCUGCUGUGAAUUCUUCAAGCACUGACCCUGAAAGGCUGGCUGUGACCAAGACAUGGACCACUGAUAUUAAGAUUUUGCCCCCAGGAGGAGAGGCUGGGGUCACUGAGAUCCAAGGAAAAUGUGAAAAAUGUGAAAAUAUGACUAUAACCCCUAGAGUUACAAUUGUGACCCCUACAAAGGAAACUGUAUCCCUUGAAAAGCACACUGUAGCUCUAGGAGGGAAGACUGAGAUCACUGGGGCAACGACCAUGACUUCUGUGGGUCAUCAGUCCGUGACCCCUGGAGAGAAGGCCCUGACCCCUGUGGGUCACCAGUCUGAGCUCCCUGGGAAGAAGACCCUGACCCCUGUGGGUCAUCAAUCUGUGACCACUGGACAGAAGACCCUGAUCUCUGUGGGUUAUCACUCUAUUACCCCGGGGGAAAAGACCCUGACCCCUGUGGGUCAUCCAUCUGUGACCCCUGUGAGUCAUCAGUCUGUGAGCCCUGGAGGAAUAACUAUGACCCCUGUCCAUUUUCAGACCGAGACCCUUAGACAGAAUACAAUGGCCACUAGAAGGAAGGCUGUAGCCCUUGAAAAGGUGACUGUCCCCUCCAGAAAGAUAUCAGUCACCCCUGAAGGGCAGACUGUGCCUUUAAGAGGGGAGUAUUUGACUUCUGAGGUGGGUACUCACCCCAGGAUGGGUAACUUGGGUCUUUAGAGGGAAGCUGAAAACAGGAUGAUGCUGUCCUCCAGCCCUGUCAUCCAGCUCCCAGAACAUACUCCUCAAGCUUUUGACAACCACUUUGUUCCUGUCUAUGGAAACCAUUCCUCUGUCAACUCAGUAACCCCUCAAACAAGUCCUCUUUCUCUAAAAAAAGAAAUCCCAGAAAACUCUGCUGUCGGUCAAGGAGCCUAAGCCCUGCUGGUGUCAGAAACCAGGGAAAACCCUUGUCUUUUCUUCUAAGUGACAUGCUUCCUCAUCCUGGAGCAAAGCAGCCAUCAAAACCACAAUAGGCCAAUCUCUUUUCCAUUAAAUAAACUGUAAGCACAAGAACCCACCGAGUUCUCUGAGAUUCUUUUCUUGAAUUGAACUCUGCAACUCAGUUGUCAGCUUCUCCCUUUCAAGGUCAUU
Messenger RNA from Rhinopithecus roxellana (golden snub-nosed monkey), 3923 nucleotides. It is a transcript of the gene OVGP1, whose product is annotated as oviductal glycoprotein 1. Lineage: Eukaryota; Metazoa; Chordata; Mammalia; Primates; Cercopithecidae. Gene Ontology annotation, cellular component: extracellular region. Gene Ontology annotation, molecular function: chitin binding; chitinase activity. The transcript is spliced from 10 exons. The record is from RefSeq and is a predicted model, not a curated record. Gene Ontology annotation, biological process: chitin catabolic process; carbohydrate metabolic process.